AUGCAGUCUGAAUCCCGCCUGGGUGAAGAAGAGGAGACCCCGACCCUCCUCUGGGGUUUGGAUCCCGUGUUUCUAGCCUUUGCAAAACUCUACAUUAGAGAUAUCCUGAACUUGAGGGAGUCCCGGCAGGUGCCAGGUAUAUUUUUUUACAAUGGGCAUCCAGUAAAGCAGGUAGAUAUUUUGGGAACUGUAAUUGGAGUGAAAGAAAGAGAUGCUUUCCACAGUUACGGAGUGGAUGACAGCACUGGAGUUAUCAACUGCAUCUGCUGGAAAAAGUUGAGCCAUACCGAGACUUCAUCAGCUGCUCCUUGCACAGCAAAAGAUCUGAGCUUAACCUCACAGCUCAAGAAGUUGCAAGAAGCCAUUGAUCAGAGAACAAAGAUAGAAAUUGGGGACAUUAUCCGAAUCAGAGGCUUUGUCCGCACAUACAGAGAAGAGCGAGAAAUCCAUGCUACAGCGUAUUAUAAAGUGCAUGAUCCAGUGUGGAGCAUUCAGAUUUCACGGAUGCUUGAGCUGCCGGAGAUCUACAGAAAAGUCUAUGACCAGCCUCUUCACAGCCCAGCACUUGAGAAAGAAGAGGCCCUCAGCUCCAAUCCAGGCACCCUGGACCUCACCAGCCUCACGCAUUUGCUGAGUGAAAAAGCCAAAGAAUUCCUCAUGGAAAGCAGAGUGCAAACCUUUUACCAGCAGGAGUUGGAAAUGGUGGAGUCUUUGAUGACCCUCGCCAAUCAGCCUGUGACUCACAGCGCCUGCUCUGACCUCGCGGAUGUCAAGAAUGAUACCACUUCCAAGGCAAUUCAUAGUAUAUUUAAGAACGCGAUACAGCUGCUUCAGGAAAAGGGACUCGUUUUCCAGAAAGAAGGUGGUUUUGAUGAUCUCUACUAUGUAACUAGAGAAGACAAAGAACUACACAGAAAGAUCCACCGUAUCAUUCAAGAAGACUGCCAGAAACCAAAUCACAUGGUGAGGGGCUGCCACUUCCUGCACAUCUUGGCCUGUGCUCGCCUGAGCCUCAGCCCGAGCCUGAGUGAAGCUGUUCUGCGGCAGGUGCUGGAGCUCCUGGAGGACCAGAGUGACAUCAUCAGCACCAUGGAGCACUACUACAUGGCAUUGUGA
Messenger RNA from Chrysochloris asiatica (Cape golden mole), 1116 nucleotides. It is a transcript of the gene STN1, whose product is annotated as oligonucleotide/oligosaccharide-binding fold containing 1. NCBI's taxonomy places the organism in Eukaryota, Metazoa, Chordata, Mammalia, Afrosoricida, Chrysochloridae. Gene Ontology annotation, cellular component: CST complex; DNA replication factor A complex; site of double-strand break. The coding region runs from base 1 to 1116 and encodes 371 amino acids. Gene Ontology annotation, molecular function: single-stranded telomeric DNA binding. The transcript has 10 exons. Gene Ontology annotation, biological process: nucleotide-excision repair; double-strand break repair via homologous recombination; DNA replication. The record is from RefSeq and is a predicted model, not a curated record.